AUGACGAACCCAUCUCAGCUUUUCCUCCUCGUCGACCACAUCAAACUCUCCCUUCUAGAAAGACAGCGGGCUAUAUCGCUGGACCUCGAACCAAAUGCCCAAGAUGGCGAGAUUUCUCGCUCCCUAGAGUCCCUUCAAGAAGGCAUCCAAGCUGUUGAAGCCGAACAGACCCGUUUAGCAGACUCACACGAUAGCGCCGGCGCAGCCGCGCUAAAGGACCAGCUUGUCCCCCUCCACGAACAAUAUAGAGACCUAUCAUCGCAGUUCUACGGCGAAUCGGCGCUGGCGUCGAAUUCCGCAACCCCCGAUCUUAAACAACCGGUUCCCCAACACCCGCCCUCCAAAUCCGUGCGGUUCAUGGAUAACACCGCCGCAGCGGCUGCUGUGCAAGAGGAGAUAGAUGAAGAAGAGAAUCGCAAUAGACAGAACUUGUUCCAGCCUUAUCGCGAUGAACCCUCCCCGGCUGGUCCCGAUCAAACAAAUAUGAGCAAUGAGCAGAUUUACCUAAACCAUGAUGAAGUGAUGCGUCAACAAGAUGAACAGCUUGAUCGUUUGGGGCAGUCGGUCGGGAGACAACAUCAGCUGAGUAUUCAGAUCGGUGACGAGCUUGAUGGUCACAUAACGCUCUUGGAUGGAUUGGAUGACGAUGUUGAGCGCCAUCAAGGCCGACUGAACACUGCGACUCGGCGAUUGGAUAAGGUCCGUCGCAAGGCCAGUGAGAAUUGGAGCAUGAUGACCAUCAUUGGGCUGAUAAUCAUUCUGGUGAUCUUGAUUGUGAUUUUGAAAUAG
Molecule: messenger RNA, 789 nt
Organism: Penicillium angulare
Lineage: Eukaryota; Fungi; Ascomycota; Eurotiomycetes; Eurotiales; Aspergillaceae
Product: syntaxin family protein
Exons: 1
Coding region: 1-789 (262 amino acids)
Source: RefSeq, a predicted model, not a curated record